AUGGCCUCUUUGAAACCACUUCCCACUUUCCGUUGCUUCUCCAGACUUCCUCCAGAGCUGCGCUUGGAGAUUUGGCGGCAGAGCUUGCCGGACCUGGACAGCAUCACAUUGUACAACUACAGGAGAGAAUGCUGGGGUCCUCGGGACCUGCGAAAAUCAGAGGUCGAUCAUCAGUUGCUUGAUCAGAUGCCGGGCAAUACUGAGAAUGCCGUCGACUUUGAUUUCCGUCACGAGAUGUUGGCCGCUACACACGUCAAUCUCCCUCUGGCAUUUGUCAAUCGCGAAGCUCGCAGCGUCGCCUUGGCUUGGAUUCAGCAACGAGGCGUUGAGAUGCGCUUCGACGAGGACAGGAAAUGCCACGUCUUUGAGCAGCGGUUUGACCCGAGGCGUGAUGCUCUCUACAUCGGCAUCAGCCAGUGGGAAGACUUUUGUCUCGAGCCCUUUGACCAGCUGGCGGAACCAGAUUUCUCCAGCCACACGGUCAGCAGCGAUACAGGUCUUACACGCAUUGCCAUCCCUGAUACACCGUAUGACACUGAUUGCUCUUCGUUGAUCGAAGUGUUUCACUGGUUCCCUCACCUGGAGGCGAUCUUCAUCGUCUUGGACCUUCGGGUGGAUCCUAGGAUUGAGAGGCUGCUGCUCAAGGGAGACCGGAAGAAGGCAAGUGCUCUUAUACAGCAGCAUCAGUGGAAGACCGAGGAUAUCCAAGAAAAGACGCUGGUAUGGGACCCCGAGAAUCGCUGCUUCGAGUGGAAGGGCGGUGCGGGUUUGGGCAAUGAAUCGCUCUAUAGGAGAAUGGAGAAGAUGGCGAGAGAGAUUCGCGGAAGGCUCGUGGAGAUGAAUACGAGGAGCUUUAAGAUUCAGCCCGUUGACGCCGUCUAAGCAUCUGGGGAUGGAGGGAUGAUGGGAUGGAGUGUCUUUUGGAUUCAAGAGAGUUGAUGACUUUGCUUUCAUGUUAUGGGCUUUAGGUAUUGAUUGGGAUUGGGAUUGGGAUUGGGAUUUGGAGGAUCAUUGAACUGGAUUAGCGUUGGGAUGGUAUAGCAUAGCAUGGCAUGGAUACCAACUGGGUAUGGAUUU
This is a messenger RNA of Trichoderma virens Gv29-8, 1077 nucleotides long. RefSeq lists its product as uncharacterized. NCBI's taxonomy places the organism in Eukaryota, Fungi, Ascomycota, Sordariomycetes, Hypocreales, Hypocreaceae. Bases 1 to 882 code for a protein of 293 amino acids. The record is from RefSeq and is a predicted model, not a curated record. The transcript has a single exon.